Messenger RNA from Polyodon spathula (Mississippi paddlefish), 1293 nucleotides. RefSeq names its product max dimerization protein 4-like. The record is from RefSeq and is a predicted model, not a curated record. Gene Ontology annotation, biological process: regulation of transcription by RNA polymerase II. Gene Ontology annotation, molecular function: DNA-binding transcription factor activity, RNA polymerase II-specific; protein dimerization activity; RNA polymerase II cis-regulatory region sequence-specific DNA binding. The coding region runs from base 268 to 879 and encodes 203 amino acids. NCBI's taxonomy places the organism in Eukaryota, Metazoa, Chordata, Actinopteri, Acipenseriformes, Polyodontidae. The transcript is spliced from 6 exons.
ACUGUAAGCCUAGCAGCAGUCGUAUGUGAUUGGCCAGAACUGGCAUUUAAAGAGCAGCCUUCUGCUACAGUUCACUAUUGGAUUGGAUCUUUGAAUUUGUCAAUCUUUAGGUGCAUUUUAGUUGAGGUGCAGUUGAUAUGGACUUGGAAGUUCCACAUAUUCUGGACUGUGCAGGUCGUAUUUAUCUCACAGAUUUUUAAUUUUUUUUAUAUAUAAAAGGAUUCCAAAGUGUAAAAAAAUAUAUAUUUAAAAUAACACGACAUCGUCAUGGAUUCUCUUCUACUUCUUCACGAGGCUGCUGAAUAUUUGGAAAGAAGAGACAGAGAAGCAGAACAUGGUUAUGCGUCCGUUUUACCUUACAAUAGAGACUUUUCCAGAAAGAAAACGAAAGCUUCAACAAUUUCAAGAAAAACGCAGAAUAAUAGGUCCUCACAUAAUGAGCUUGAAAAACACAGACGUGCCAAACUGCGGCUCUAUCUCGAGCAGCUGAAACAGCUGGUGCCCCUGGGACCGGACAGCACCAGACACACCACUCUGAGUCUACUGAAACGAGCUAGGAUGCACAUCAAGAAAUUGGAAGAGCAGGACCGAAAGGCUUUAAACAUGAAGGAGCAGCUUCAGCGAGAACACCGCUACCUCAAGCGCAGACUGGAGCAGCUCUCUGUGCAGGGCCUGGAGAGAAUCCGCAUGGACAGCAUGGGAUCAACCAUCUCUACCGACUCUGAGCAGGAUGUGGAUAUUGAGGGGAUGGAGUUCACGCCAGGGGAGAUGGACAGCUUAGGCAGCAUCAGUGACGGCGAUGACCACUACAGUGUCGAGAGCAGCUCGAGCAACGGCAGCUUCUCACAUUCCUGCAGGCUUCAGGCCAGGCCCUCGUAAUGCCGCUGGACCGAACUCCCCAGCACAGGACCUCCAAACUGAAGGCACUUACACAGCAACACCACAAACAGCAACGACAAAAUAAUCACAGUAAUAUUCCAGAGGUGCCAUUGCCACUCUUCCAGGAAACCAACCCCAACCGCAGAUGCUCUAAAAAGUUAGAUUUCAUUCCUACAGUCCUGUCUGCUUUGUGACCACAGAAUCAGAUAGAAGAGCAAUUUAUGGUUUUAGUGGCGAGGAUUGUGGUCUGGUGUACAGUUUUGACUUGGUAGUAUAUCAUUUGAAAGAAGAAAACUGCUAUGCACCAGACGGUGCAAAAUCAGAAAGACAAAGAUAAUGCAGGUACACAAAAAUAUGAAUAAUCGAUAUUGAUAUAAUAGACUUUUUUUAAAUCAAUUAUUCAAAUUUGUGUGU